CAAGCAAGUUUGGUGGAGCCGUCCUUGGUCACGUGACGAACGAGUCACAUGAUGUUUGUCAUCUCCAGCAGACAUAAUGGAAAUCUCGUCGGUGUUUUGUCUGCUUCUGAUCCACUGAACGUGAAUUUCCAUACGGCUGGAGUUGCUGCUGAGAAGAAAUCGAAACAGAUUAUUGAGGCUGGCUGAGUCUAUGGAGGGAAUGGAGGAUGAAGGACCCUCGUCUCAGGACGAACUUCCGCACAUAGACGAUGAGCAGCUGUCAGCACCGGAGCAAUCACGUGUGGAGAGCUGCACCUCUCUGGAAAAUGUGUGUGUUGAUAAGAAUGCUGUGUGCAAACUCACAGAGGGCUUGCUGUCCCACUACCUCCCCAGUCUGCAGAAUUCUAAACGUACACUACAAGAGGUCACACAAAAUCAGCUCAUAUUGUUAGACGCCCUGGACCAAGAAGUCACAAAGUUCCGGGAUUGCAAUACCUUGCUGGACCUAAAUUCAUUGUUUACAGAGGCCAAGAUUUACCACAACAAACUGGUCAACAUCAGGAAAGAGAUGAUUUUGAUCCAUGAAAGGACAACAAAGCUAAAGAAAAGAGCUUUGAAGCUGCAGCAACAGCAGCAAAAGGAGGCACUCGAGAAGGAGCACCAACGUGAGAAGGAGCUGGAGAGAGAACGACAACUCACUGCGAAACCUGCCAAAAGAACAUGAGCUCCUGCUGCAUUGUGGUCUUGUAUAUUUCAGGCUAUUUUCUACAAAUCAAGAAUAACUACAGGUAACUGGUUAGUAUUUAUAGGCUUUUUGAAACAUUUCAGAAAUUGUUCAAGAAGGAGACACUAGUGAAGACAUGUCAGGCAAGGAUUUUGAUGACAUGACAACCAGGUAGGAUCUGGUUACUGUACAGUACAAUCACGAGACCACCAGACAGUGUUGGCUUUGGUUUUUCAGCCUUCUCCACAGCCACUGUUGUGGUUCACACUGUAUUAAAAUCUACCAGCGUUUUACUUUUAGGCAUAAUGCGGUCAAAUUGCACAGGACAAUUUCAUGUAAAAAUGGCUUCAUGGCCAGAAAAGUUGCAAUGAAGAUGUGGUGAAUAUUUGAUAUUUAUGAGCUUAGUAUUAAUAUCAGACAAAAAAACAAUCCUGGCUGGAACAGAACACAUUACAAGUACUUGCAUGAUCUAAUUCAGUGGUUAUCAGCUAUUUUCUGUCAUGUCCCACCUUGGGGAUAGAAAGGUUUUCAAACACACACACACACACACAAUAUGAAAUAUAAUUGAGAAAAUGCAACAUAAAGGAGCGCUGUGAAGCAUACAAGCUUUUUAUUCAAAAUGCAAAGUGCGUGUUGAGUACAAUAUAUUGGUACAUGUUGGCAGGUCUGCAACAACAUUGAAAGUAAUCAUCUCAUGUCCCCCGUGCCCCAGCAGGGGGCCCCACCCCUCUAUUUGAGAAGUACUGAACUAUUCAGAUCACCUUUUUAAAAACAUAAAUUGGUCGACAUUGUCAGAAAGCUUUAAUUAGAUAAACCUUUGGUUGUAGUUUAUUCCUAUUUGGAAUAACUAAAGCGGUACAAUACUGUAUGUGUAUUUCAGUCAUUAUCUAAUCAAUAAUUUUGUUUAAACCAAAGAUGAUAGCUUUAACAAAUCAAGGUACUUCCAACCCCUGAUGACCCCUUUAUUCAAAGCAGAACUAUCGUUGUGUUGUAUUUGUUGUUGUUCAGAAAAAAGUGUUAAUAUACCUUGUGUAUGUGUUUAAAAUGUCUUACAACUUUGGUUUAAAAAUGAAUGUGUGUAUCAUAUUUGACUGUAUCCAGAGCUUACAUUGUUUUCAUAUGUAUUUGAUAGACCUUUUGUGUGGAAUUAUUUAAGUGUGGGGUAAAAAAAAAGGCGACUUUAACAUUUAAUGUAAUACAUGCCCAAUAUGUAAAAAUAAGAGAACAGAAAAACAAUGGAUGCAGUGCACAAAUAUGGAUGUGGCUGUUCAAAAAUGACACUUUCCAAACAAGUAAAAUGCAGUCUCUCAUUUUAAGUACGUAUGUGUCAAUGGCCGAAAUCCAACAAUCUGCAGUACUUUUUGUCAAGUCAAUAAUUUUUGUCAAAUUAUUGCAGACUUUCUGUAAAUCCUAUAAACUUAAUUUCACUUCUCAUACGUCAGUAUGUUUGUCAGCUAUAUGAUAUGCUUAACUGAAAUGCCAGAUCAAAACAAUUAGUGAUUUAUAAAGGAAAAUCUAACUUUUUCAUACCACCUUUUCAUACUCUAAAACUGCAACUCUUUCCUAUUUUUAAUCACUGUUUUAGGGAAACCACAGUUUUAAUCUACCACAGUUUUUGUGUGUGCUGUGACAAUGCCACUCCACCAGAUGUCAGCAUUGACUUUCGGUCCAGUUGUGCUGUGCAGAUACUUUACCAAACCAAAAUUGAUUGUACUGAGAAGCAUACUUUUUCAGAAAUGGUGAUAGAAUUAUAGUUUCACGCAACUUUUACUCUCUUCCAGGCAUCAAACACAACACAAGUGCUGAUUAUGGGCUUCUUUUAUGACUUUGGUCUGAUAACCUGAUCAUUUGGCUCAUACUUAGAAAUUAGUAUUUGCUUUUUGUGGAAUUGCAGGUCAUCUCCUAAACGUAUUUGCCUCAAAUAGUUUGUUCAACAGUUGUUUUCAACUUCUUUCAAGCACCAGUCAAUAUAUUUUUCCUUCUAUGGAAAACGUUACAUUCCUCAGCAUCCCAAAUGUCUACGCGUGUUUUGACAUACAGCGCCAAUUUUAUACUUGGCUAUAUAGGAGACUCAUUUAAAACCUACAUUGCGUGGUUUCCCCCUGCCCAGUCCCGCUUGGAGCAAAAAGUGCACCGCACUGGUCACGUAGGGGUCCAGACCAGGCAGGGAGCCAUGUCACCCAACUCCAUGCAAAUGGCAGUGAAAAAAACAUUCUUUCAUUUGUGGCCUUUUGUCAACACAAUGCUACAUUUUUCUGUGUAUUUUUAAAUGCCCUUCCUCAACUCUGUAUGAAUGACAGCAAACUCUUCAGGAAUAGCUGUCUGGCUGAAACUGGGUCACUAGAAUAUGAAGGAGAAGCAUCUUGUUUAGAAUCUUGCAUAAUAUUUAGCCACACCCUUUCAAUGCACAUAUCCAUGUGGUAGAAAUCGAAUUUGAUUUAUUUAAACCAGAGUUCCAUUGAGUAAUUAUUAAAUAUUUGCCAAAAUGCACCUUUCCUUCAUGAAAUGUACAAAUGAAAAUACCUACAACACAAGGCAGUAGUCAUAAAACAAUCAAAAUUG
This is a messenger RNA of Doryrhamphus excisus (bluestripe pipefish), 3265 nucleotides long. RefSeq names its product biogenesis of lysosomal organelles complex-1, subunit 6, pallidin (gene bloc1s6). Lineage: Eukaryota; Metazoa; Chordata; Actinopteri; Syngnathiformes; Syngnathidae. Gene Ontology annotation, biological process: intracellular transport. Gene Ontology annotation, cellular component: transport vesicle; BLOC-1 complex. The record is from RefSeq and is a predicted model, not a curated record.